CCCGUAUAUAACCUCUGACACAGAGCGUCUCUCUCUCAAAGCAGAGAGUUCUCAUCUGAAGCCUUUCUGGACUGAUAAGCUGCCACCAGGAGAAGAUGCUGAACCAAUCAGCCAUCAUCUUGCUGCUCCUGCCACUGGUGUACAGUGCAGGUCAAAGUUCAAGGUUGGAAAUCAUAUCAAGUAAGCAAGACAUCCAGGUUGGAGAAGAAAUAUUGCUAGUAUGUAAAGCUCCAAAAGAGGGAGAUAUGACAUGGUUUAGGGAGGGAGAAGAAAUUGAUGAUGAAGAAAUUGUCUCAAAGGUGGACUACACUACCUCCAAACUGCUUAUCUGGAAAGCCAGCCUGUCCGAUGUGGGCACGUAUACCUGCAAGUUUGAGUCUGAGGAUGGACACAAUGUGGAGACUGAGUUUGUUGUGUAUAUUUAUAAGGGUCCAUCAUUUCAUGACACCACCACCUACCAUGAGUUUCUGGAGGGAACAGACGGGGUGGUGCUGUGUGUGGUGACUGGGCAGCCAGCGGUGGAUGUUCAAUGGCUUAAAGACAAGGAACCAAUCCCUUCUACACCGGGAAGGCGCGUUUGGAAGACGUCCGAUAAUGCGCUUCAUAUUGAGAAAGUGAAAAGGGAGGAUGCUGGGACUUACAUUUGUCAGGCCCAGAUCAAGGGGAGACCAAUCUACCAGCAGCUCCCUGUCUCUGUUGUUGUCAAUGCUCCUCCUACUGUGCACAUUAGAGAAGAAGUGAAAAAAGUUGCUGUCGGGCCUGAAACCAAUGUAUCGUUGUCAUGUUUGGUUGGUGGUCUGCCAAAACCCAACAUCACUUGGACAAUGCCUGUGGAGUUUGAUCCUUCCCGUCACCUCUUCAACUCAGAUCGCAGCCAACUCACCAUCCGGUCUGUGGUCAGGGCCGACUAUGGGGAGUACGUCUGCACGGCCAAAAACAAGAUCGCUGAGAGCAGUGCUACCUUCAUGCUGCACGUCUUUGAGCCUCCAGAGGUGUUUAUCUCAGGAGAUCAGCACAGUGUGAAUGUGGGUAAGCGAGUUGCUGUGUCCUGUAACGUGACUGGCUACCCUCAGCCUGAUCUACACUGGCUCAACAAGCAAAAUGGACAAGAACUGGAUAUGGCUGGUCGUAUCCAUGUGUUGGAUGGCAUGCUGGAGAUUAAGGACGUGAUCCCCUCUGAUGGCGGACUGUACUCCUGCAUGGCUGUCAGUACUUCUGGAAAUGCAUCGAGAGAUGUUUCAAUACACACCCAGCCCGGGCCGCCACAUUACCUGACGGUCACCCCUGGUCCAACCUCGGUGCUCUUUACACUCAAAACCUUUCCCAUCAAUGGAGGAACACCGAUCAAAAGCUUUGUUCUGCAGUGGAGGAAAAAUGCAAUAGAAAAGUGGGAAGAGACCAUCGUUGCAGCUUCAGAUGUUUUGGCUAUCACCGACCUCAGGCCAUACACUAAGUACACAGUUCGCAUGGCUGCCUUAAAUAAUGUGGGGCGGGGGCAGUUCUCAAUAGAAAAUACGGUUCGCACUGAAGGCAAACAAGGUGAACCAGACAGUCCAGCUAUAUCUACUGAUCAGGCAAAAGUUGAGGGCAACUCCUUCUCUGUUCCUCUUGAACAAAGUGAUAACGGUGGAUCCCCUCUGCUGCACCUUAACGUCAAAUACAAAGAGGAAGCAGAAAAAAGCGAAUGGCACAAAAUGCAGCUUCCCUCUGAUGCUAAAUCUGUCAACCUGAAAGACCUCACCUUUGGUUCAGACUAUCGUCUGGAAGUUGAAGCUGUCAAUUAUAAUGGCUCCUCUAUCCCUGCAACGUUCAACUUUACAGUUCUAGAACAGCCUGUGAGCAGCAGAAUGACCAAAGGCACCGUGGCUGGCAUCGUGAUGUUGAUCUUCCUGGUGGUGUUCCUGGCUGUAGAUGCCACCUGCUGCUACCGAAACCGCUGUGGUCUGCUCAUGGCCGUUGCUGGAAAACUGUCCAGGUGGAAAGAUCCUGGCCUCAAGAAGGUUGAGGAAGGAGAGGGGACGACUAAUGGAGACGUAACGCUGAAGGCUAUUUCCAAACCAAGAAGGAGUAUUCAGCAGUCAGGGGUUCAGACAAUCAGCAAAGAGGCCGGUCAUCUCACAGAGGUCACCUGUGACAAAGCCCCCCUAACCAAAAAUGAGAAAUUACAUCCCACAACUGAUGCAUGAGGUCUUAUAAAAUGAAGAAGAAAGAGUGAAAACUAGAGACAACAUUUUGUACAAAGAGGAAGGGAAAAAGUCAGUGGAUCCCAGCUGUUGUGGGAGAAAUCAAACACAGUGACACACUGUACGAAAUUGGACUGAUCUGGACUGAUUGUGAUAAAACUGAGCUGAUCCUGCCUCUGUUUUUAACACUUGUUUGUUCUACAACAGGGUAUUAAUGAUGUCUGUGUUUUACAGGGUAAAAGUUUUGUUACUGUGUAAUCUUUGCAACAGCUUUUGUGAAAGAAAAGAGUAACAUUUACUUGGCACAGCAAAUGUUUAGCUGGUGCUUUUCAUAGUUUCACAGACAGAAUUAUCUUUUUGACGUUGCUAGUUUUCUUUAUUGUUAACAUUGUGUCGUUGGCUCUAGCAGAAGUCAUUACAAUGGAUUUAACACCUUAUUUUCUAACUGUAUGUUACUGAAUUUGAAUGUAAAACAACUUGAUAAUAUUUAUUAUUUUCUACUGUUACCUUUAUAAAGGUUAUUUGUUAAAGGAGCGUUUGGAUACAUCCAAUGCUAUCUGUAAGUGUGUUGCUCACUGUGCUGUUAAGCACUUUUUCUGUGAAAAUGUUUUUGGAAAGUCAGCAUGGGUUAGAUAAGGGACUUGUUGUUUAAAGCUACUUAAAAUAAGUGUAAUCACUCAUCUACAAAAAUGUUUUCUAUUAAUGCUACAAUAUUGCCAACAGCAGUUCAGUAAAAAGCUUACCGAAAGUUUUUUUUACGAAAAAGGCAUGAACUUAUUCUAACAUUGUUCCUACCACUGUACAUUGUGUAUACAUCUUUGAUGUGUUUGAUAAACAGCUUUUUGUGUUUUAGGCUCACCAUAUGAAUGUGUUCUGCAUUUUAAAGUAAAGUAAAAUCUGAAAUAAAAAAAAAUGUUUUCCUUUUUUUGACAAAAAUCUAUUGGUUUCCCUACAAACAAAACUGCUAUGCGUUGAGAAACUAAAUGAUGCACAUUUCCUAAACUACACUCUGUCUCCACAGGAAAACGUGGUGACAGCAUCGUGCAUCUUUCUUCUUUUGGUGCAGGAAAGCUAGUUAGACUUGAUGAGGAGAUGGAUGGAGCUAAAUCCAAGGUAAUCUUUGAGGACCUUUUAGAAGCUGCUAUAGAGACUAGUGUUAAAGUUAACCUUUCGGCAGGACUGCAACCCUAAAACAUACAGACACACACAUGUCAGACCUAAAUCGGUGUCUACAUGCUUAAAGCUGCUGAAGACAUAACCCAGCAGCUCUAGUUGUAUCAAAAGGCAACUCCAGUAUUGUCUCAGGUAGCUGAAUACUUUUCAGAUUUUUCUUUUUAAAAUAAGAACAAAAACAUGUUAUUUUCCUUCCUUUUCACAAUUGGACACAGGCUUGUGUAAAUCUAGCACUUAAAAUAAACACAUUGAACUUUC
Girardinichthys multiradiatus is the source of this 3614-nucleotide messenger RNA. RefSeq names its product neural cell adhesion molecule 3 (gene ncam3). Gene Ontology annotation, molecular function: cell-cell adhesion mediator activity. Gene Ontology annotation, biological process: homophilic cell-cell adhesion; dendrite self-avoidance; axon guidance. Gene Ontology annotation, cellular component: axon; plasma membrane. The record is from RefSeq and is a predicted model, not a curated record. Lineage: Eukaryota; Metazoa; Chordata; Actinopteri; Cyprinodontiformes; Goodeidae. The transcript is spliced from 17 exons. Bases 96 to 2186 code for a protein of 696 amino acids.